UCUGGGAAUCCGGUGGUGUUUAAAAGGAUCGGGCAGACCCAACUUCCCUCAUCUCCCUCCACCCCAUCCGUUCCGCUCAUUUUCUUCCUCCCGCUUCGAAAAUGCGCACCAAGCUCCUCCUCGCCUCUGCGGCGUUCGCCGCCGGUCUCACCACGGCCGCCCCAGCAGGCUCACUCACGGUGUCGGAGUGGCUCAAGUCUGUCAACGACCGUUUGGAGGUUGCUGACCCCAUCAUUGGCGAGGUCCAAUGGGCUUACUCGACCAAUGUCACCGAUGAGACGGCCGCUGCUCAGGACGCCGCAUCGAUCGAAUACAGCAAGCUCCCCCUCGCCAUCCUCUCCGAGCUCGCUGAAGGCGGCUACGAGGCGAAGGCGACCACCUUUGACGAGAAGCGUUUGAUCUCUCUCCUCAAAGCCGGAAGCAUCACGCCCAAGAGCAACGCGACCCAAGCCGUUCUCGCCAAGACUCUCUCUGAUAUGAGCAGCGUGUACGCGUCCGGCAAGUUCGAAGGCAAGGACCUGGACGAGCUGAGCGGGAUCCUUGCCGAGAGCCGCGACUACGAAGAGCUGAAGAAGGUGUACCUCGGCUGGAGGGAAGUCGUUGGCCGCGCCGAGAAGCCGCUGUACGAAAAGUUCGUCAAGGCGACCAACGAAGGUGCGCGCGAUAACGGGUACGCCGACACGGGUGCCGCGUGGCGCGACGGCUACGACAUGACGCCCGAGGACUUCAUGGCGAUGAUGAGCAAAGCUCUCGGCCAGGUGCAGCCCCUGUACGAGCAGCUCCACUGCUACGCCAAGGCCAAGCUCUCCGACCUCUACGGCAAGGAGAAGAUCAUGACCGCGGACGGUACGAUCCCCGCCCACGUGUUCGGCAACAUGUGGUCGCAGGACUGGGGCAACAUCGAGUCGAUCCUCCGUCCCUACCCCGACGUGCAGGCCGUCGACGUCACGGAGGAGCUCGUCAAGCAAGGCUAUGAUGCCGUCAAGAUGCACCGCUUGUCCGAGGAGUUCUACACGUCGCUGGGCAUGGAGCCCAUGCCCGAGAGUUUCUGGACCAAGUCGAUGCUGGUUAAGCCUGCCGACGGCCGCACCGUCGAGUGCCACGCCUCCGCGUGGGACUUUUACAACGGCGACGUCCGCAUCAAGAUGUGCACCCGCAUCAACCACGAGGACCUCAUGACGGUGCACCACGAGCAGGGCCACAUCUACUACGACCUCCAGUACAAGGACCAGCCCGUGCCGUACCGCACCGGCGCGUCCGAUUUCUUCCACGAGGCCAUCGGCGACACGAUGCAGCUGUCGGUUCUUGUUCCCAAGCACCUGAAGGAGGUCGGGCUCAUCACCAAGGAGCUGACCGACGGCUUGGAGCAGACCAUUAACUUCCAGAUGGCGGUCGCGCUUGACAAGAUUGUGUCGAUGCCGUGGACUUACCUCCUCGACCAGUGGAGGUGGGAUGUGUACUCGGGCAAGACGACUCCGGACAUGUACCAGAAGGCUUACUGGGACCUCAUUGAGAAGCACCAGGGUCUGAGCCGCCCUGCACCUUCGACCGCGGAAGACUUUGACGCUGGCGCCAAGUAUCACGUCCCGGCCAACACCCCUUACAUCCGCUACUUUGGUGCCAACAUGCUCCAGUUCCAAUUCCACGCCGCGCUCUGCAAGGCCGCCGGACACACCGGCCCGUUGCACGAAUGCUCCAUCUACAAGAACAAGGCCGCCGGCGCGCAGUUCAAGAAGAUGCUCGCGAUGGGCCGCAGCAAGACGUGGCAGGAGGCCAUGUCGGUCGGCACCGGCGGCAUGUACGAUAGCGUUGACGGCACGGCGGUUGUGGACUACUUUGCGCCGUUGAUGACGUUCUUGAAGGAGUUCAACGCCAAGAGCGGCGUCAAGUGCGGAUGGACCCAGGCUGGAACCACCCCCACCGGACCCCCUACCACUACCACCUCUACCCCUGGCCCGACUCCGACCAAGUGCCACCGCAAGAAGGCUGCCAAGCAGCACUAGAUCUAGACAUCUCAUAGAUUCUUCACCGACGAUUUCGAAUAGUAGAUGGACACCCGAUGUGAGGAGAGGAGACGAUUCUGUGUCAUGGUAGAAACAGAUUUGUACUAGAAGCUAAUACCCAUACAAAUGCAAUGCCCUGUUUGCAAAUUG
Fimicolochytrium jonesii is the source of this 2153-nucleotide messenger RNA. Its product is annotated as peptidyl-dipeptidase A. The transcript has 2 exons. Gene Ontology annotation, biological process: proteolysis. Gene Ontology annotation, cellular component: membrane. The record is from RefSeq and is a predicted model, not a curated record. NCBI's taxonomy places the organism in Eukaryota, Fungi, Chytridiomycota, Chytridiomycetes, Spizellomycetales, Powellomycetaceae. Bases 102 to 2003 code for a protein of 633 amino acids. Gene Ontology annotation, molecular function: peptidyl-dipeptidase activity; metallopeptidase activity.